AUGUUUCAAUCGACGCUGCGGUCUUUUUCGAGGCCUGUUGACAGCCAUGUUCUCUAUUCGUUAGGGUCGAAAAGGCCAUGUCGAUUCAGUCGAUACUACUAUGCAGCCGAUAUAACAAAACAACCCUUUUCAUCUUCCGUCGCACAAUCCCAGAAUGAAGCCACGACGCAUUCAGAGCCGCCUUCGACUGGUACUCCAGCAGCCAGCGAGGGAAAUAGCCCGGCAUCCGUGACAAAUCGCGAGUCCGACAAUGCUUCUGUGGACGAGCAACUCGAUAUCGUGUCCAGGGUCAAAUCGAGGAAGAAGAAGAGAAAGAACAAACGAGACGAUCCAGGUAGCAGCCCUCUACUCUUGAAAUUGCAAGAAAGAUUCAACGAGAAGGAGGAGCAACCCAAAAAGAUCAUAGGGAGAAUGGCAGCGGAAAAGAGAUUGAAAGCGCGAGAGGAGAAAGCCAAAAGGUUAUCCAGAGCGAGAUCGGAAAUGGCAGAGAGAUCCCGGAAGAAAAAGGAUCUUGCACAACUUCCCAAGUCUCAACAAAUAUGGGGCCUGAAGGAUCAUGUUUUUGAGAACCAUAAAGGGUCUAUCGAGUCAAUGGGCCAAGAUAUUACUGCACUUGAUGUCGAAACAGCACCUGUUCCCAACUUGUCUUUUGGAUUGGAUAGAGUUAUCUUCAAUCCCGGCGUUUAUCACCUUCGUGACCCGCGUACACGGAUUUAUAAUUUCGAUCCCUAUUUGGACAACAUUAUGCCCGUAUCGGAAUUUGACUUUGAGGCUCUGAAGGAAUAUAUCACAUCUUCCAAAGACGAGUCUCUUAUACAGCUUGCGCGCGAUUACAAUAAGAAAUACGUUGGUUCCUCGUCCAGCAUGACGGGAGUUCUUUCUCACUUCCACUAUCUCCUAUCCCAAUGGCGACCGAUCAACCGCGACAUGGUGUCGGCAGGAUUUCCUGAUAAGCUGCUCACUUUCACACGGCUUUUGAGAAGCCCUGCUGCGAUGUUUCUUCAUUAUAAGGAUGGUGUUUAUGCCAUUGAUGCGGAUAAAGAGUUUGACACCGCCAACGUUUUGAUGAAUCUUGGUAAAUCCAUGGAAAAACUGUUGACUCUACCCAAGGAGGAAUUCGAGCGGUACCGCAAGUCCAGCGAGAACAAAAUCUCAGCGGAAGAAGAGCGAGCUAUCCCAGAGGCAUACCACUUUUCCACAAUCGGCGAUUUCAUCAUGAGAUCUCAGCUCGACGGCUACGACCCCAGACUGCCCGGAACCGGCAUGUUUGACUUGAAGACGCGUGCUGUGGUAUCGAUUCGAAUGGACGUGAAAAACUUCCGCAAGGGCAUGGGAUACGAGAUCAAAAACCGGUUCGGCAUGUGGGAAUCGUUUGAACGGGAGUACUACGACAUGAUCCGCGCCGCGUUCCUCAAAUACUCUCUGCAAGUGCGAGUUGGCCGCAUGGACGGUAUCUUUGUGGCUUUCCAUAACAUUGAGCGCAUCUUUGGCUUUCAAUAUAUCUCGCUAGCAGAAAUGGACCAGGCACUGCACGGGCAGGAAGACCAGACCCUAGGCGACAGGGAGUUUCAGUUGAGUCUCAAACUGUGGAAUAUUAUCCUCGACAAGGCUACGGCCAAAUUUCCUGGAAAGUCGCUACGUCUACACUUUGAAACGCGUGAGGGGAAAGUGCCGCACAUGAGGAUCUUCGCGGAGCCAGUCACGGACGCACAAAUCAAGGCGAUUCAGGAGAAGAACAAGGAUAUGAUCGAAAAGUUGCAGCGUGAACUCCUCCAUCCAGAGCUUGUUGGAAAGGGGGAGGACGAGGAAGCCGCGCGGGUCGCAGAGCAAGAAGAACAGACUAGAUUUGAAGCCGAAAUCGAGGCUGCUGAUGCGGCUGAGGCUAUUGCUGAAAGAGAUGAGGAAGUUGUUAUGUCUACAGAGAGUGGCACUGUAUCUGAAGACGCCGAAUCCACAACGAGUGCAGAAGACGUAUCCGAGACCGCAACCGCAUCUCUCGACGACGACAGGUCCACCACCCAGAUCGCAAACGAAGAAGACCCAAACCUGCCGCCACUAAUGGGCAUGACCCUCACCAUCACCAACCGCGUCAACGGCAGAACCGUCGCACGCCCCAACUUCCUAAAACCCACCGAUACAUGGGAAAUGCAAUAUGACAUCAGCGAACUGAAAAACAACAGAUACCUGCACGGCUCGUACGCGUCUCUGAAAAAACGCCGCGCCACUUCGCUUACUUUCGGUGGCGAAGACGAGACUUUUUACAUCAGGGGGCUGAGGAAGAUGGCCGAGGCUGGGCGCGUUCACCGUGCUGAGCAGGACCAGUUAGACAAGGAGAAGGGUAUUGCUGUUUAUGAGCCUAUUAAUUCAGUUUCGCAAAACUCCAAAUGA
This is a messenger RNA of Talaromyces rugulosus, 2388 nucleotides long. RefSeq lists its product as uncharacterized. The coding region runs from base 1 to 2388 and encodes 795 amino acids. Gene Ontology annotation, cellular component: mitochondrion; mitochondrial envelope. The transcript has 4 exons. Gene Ontology annotation, biological process: mitochondrial RNA 5'-end processing. NCBI's taxonomy places the organism in Eukaryota, Fungi, Ascomycota, Eurotiomycetes, Eurotiales, Trichocomaceae. The record is from RefSeq and is a predicted model, not a curated record.